AGACGGACGGCUUGGCUCAGUGUAGAAAUUUCCUUUGGCAAGCUUGGUCGCUCGAGCGGUCGCAGGUCGUCGAUGGUGGACUGUUGUUGUCUAUCGCCGCGUCAAUAUUUGACAUUGUUUUUCGAGGCGCCGCCGUCGGUUGCAACCUCUUUAUAUCGCAUCACAUUGCGUCGCAGUUAAAAACUAAAUCAGCUGGCAACAUUUGCAACAGCAGCAGCAACAUCGAUUGCCCUUCGUGAAAUGCUAUGCUAGAUUGUGAAAUAAAAUUUGAAAGCAAAUCAAAACUGAAAUCCCAAAAAGGGCAAAAAUAAGAAAGUUUGGCUUAAACAAGAGUGAAAGAUGGAAAAAAACGAACUGAAUAAAAUUAAAUUGUGUGCAAAAUCAGUUAACAGCAGCAGCAGCAGCAACAGCAACAGCAGAAGCAGCAACAACAAAUAAAGUAAAUUAUAGUGACAAAAUAAAAAAGCCAAAAGUGACAGUGAAUAAUGUUGAGAGCUCCCACACAGCACAUCGUGCAACUCGGCUUCGGAACGAAGAAUACGACCACGACAACAACAACAACAACAACAGCAACAUCAGUUGCAGCAGCAGCAGCAGCAACACCAAACGGCAAGCAGCAACAUCAGCGCAAAACUUUGUUGCAACGCUUCAGGCAGCAGCAACACAAGUUGCCGAAAGUCACAGCAGAGGAGACACAUGAAACAGAAUAUUAUUUCAAGCAGCAACAGAAGCAGCAGCAGCAAACUUCUUCUUAUCAACAAGGCGACAAUUGCUUGUUGUUUCUGACAUCAACGUUAACCACAAACUCGGAGCAAUUGCUGAAGAAGCCGAAGAAGAAGAAGGAGUUGGGCGGCUAUAAUUUUGCGGCGGCUCUCAGGCGAAACAAGAAGCCAAAGCCAGCGGCAACAGCAGCGGCAACAGCAACAUCGACCGACGACGACGACAGUUGCCGCAGCAUCAACAGCAACAGCGGCAGCGGCAGUGGCAGCAGCACAAGCGGCAGCAGCCACAGUUUGUCUAAUAGUUGCAUUAACAAUCAUAACAACACUCAUUAUAGAAACAGUAAAAACACGCGGCACUCGGGUAGCAACAACAAUAACUACAUUCGUAAUUACAAUUGCAAAACAAGUGAACAACAAGCGUGGAAAGCAGCUACAGCAGUAGCAACAGCAACAGCAACUACAGCAGCAACAUCAACACAACAACAGCAGCAACAAGUGCUCAUUAGCAGGCCAAGUGAUCGGCAAUAUCCCAGCAGCAACAUCACUUGCAGCAACACCAGCAACAGCAACAACAGUGGUGGACAUCAUCAUCCUAUCAUCAUGUCACCCACUUCACAAGCGCCAACGAGAACCUCCCUCUUCGAUUCCUGUCAUCGGAAGAUCCGACUAAUCGGCGGCGGUCCAGUUGCCUUCUUGGGCGGAUUGGUUGCCAAGGCCCGUCGCAAAGAACGCGAUGGCGAUCAAAAUUCAACAGACACCAAAUUGUAUUUGGAGGAGAGUGUCCUAGAACGUAAAUUACCUGAAGCUGAUCUCAAAGCCUUAGUGGAUCUUCCAGCUGGUUUGGACUACAAUGAAUGGCUAGCGUCACACACCCUUGCUCUAUUUGAGCACGUGAACUUGGUCUAUGGAACUAUUAGUGAAUUUUGUACACAAUCCGGAUGCGCCGACAUGACCGGACCCGGCAACAGAACGUACUUAUGGUUCGACGAGAAGGGCAAGAAGACGCGCGUCGCAGCUCCACAGUACAUCGACUACGUGAUGACGUUCACCCAGAAGACGGUCAGCGAUGAGUCGAUAUUCCCAACCAAAUACGCCAACGAGUUCCCCGGCUCGUUCGAGUCGAUCGCGCGGAAGAUACUACGCUUGCAAUUUCAUGUGAUAGCGCAUCUGUAUGCGGCGCAUUUCCGAGAAAUCGCGCUGCUCGGCUUGCACACCCAUCUAAAUCUGACGUUCGCGCACCUCACCGCCCUCCAUCGGCGCUUCAAUCUGAUCGACGAGAAGGAGACGGACGUGCUGCGCGACCUUGAGGUGGCACUGCGGCUAACCGACACCGACACCGGUGGCUGUCCGGAUGCCACCUCCACGUCGUCCUCGUCGGUUCACGACCACUCCGCCGGCGAUCUGCCGCAGCAACAGCAACAGCAACUGCAGCAGCAGCAGCAACACCACAACAGCAGCAGCAACAGCAACAGCACCUCGUCGGCGGAGGCGUUGCACGUCAAUUCACAAAGCAACAAUGGCAGCACAUCCGCCUCGGCAUCGGCAUCGGCAUGCGUCUCCCUCAUCGAUGGCGAUGCGGUGGCGCCGCCGAUCUGCACGCAACCCGAGGCGGGAGCGGGCUGCAAGCCGGCGGGCAGCAGCGGCCUGCUGGGCGGCAUACUGGGCGACCUGACCAGCGGCGAAUUUGGUGAUACAACGCGUUACUGCACAUCGGCGGUUCCUCCUCAGGCGGCGGCAGCGGCAGCAGCAGCAGCAUCGAUCGGUGGCACAGAUGCUGCCGCAUUGAACAAUGGCGGCGCGGGCGCACUACAUUUAAACUUUAGCAACAAUAAUAACAAUAAUCAUAAUCUGAAUCACUUGAACCAUCACCACCACCAUCAUCACCACCAUGGCCACCAUGGCCAUCACCAUCAUGCGGCGCAGCAUCAGCAGCAGCAGCAGCAUCAGCACAGUGGGCUCAUUCAGUGCAAUGCAGCUGGCGGUGGAGGUGGCGUCAAUCCAUCUGGGGUAACCACCGGCGGAGCCACUGCAGCAGCCUCCUCAACCACCACGGCAUAGUGGAGCAGUAGCUACAACAGCAGCAGCAGCAACAGCAACAACAAAAAACAUUAGAAAUACUAGAUUUACGCAAAAAUGUUAUUUAAUGUUACUUCUAUGAUCCUAAAGUUGAAAAUAUUGUAAAAAUAAUAAACAAAACAAAAAAAAAAAGAAAAACAUUAAAGUGCAACAGCAGCUAAUUUGCAAAAACAACAAACAAAAACAACAACAAGCAGCAGCCAUUACACACAAGCUACAAAAUUAUUAAGAUAGCUAAUCGAAGUUGGCAUCGUAGUUCCGUAACGUUGAUUUAGAUAUGUACUUAUUGUAUAGAAAAGCAAGAGAAGAAGAAGAAGAGAAAGAGGAAGAAGGAGCUGCAAGCAUAGAGUUUAGAGUUGUCGCGUGCUUAUGCUUUACACGUAUUUUAACCUUACUCUUCUACAACAAUUAAAAUGUCCUGACUGAAGCCUGAGUGCAAAUACAAAGUCAACGCCUUGAAGGCAACAAUAAUAAAAGAGUUUUGAACUACUCCCAAAUGUUGAGAAAAAGUCACUUUUAGAAAAGAUUAUACAGCAAAUUAUACACCUUUUUUUCUCUGAGUGCUUUCCAAUUUUAUUUUGUUGAAAUAAUCUUUAUUGCCGAACUUAUUAAUUGGAGUCUACGUUUAUAAUUUAUUCCUGCAAAAAGGAUCACAUUUACCCAACUAUAAUUAUUGUAGAUGUUCAAAAAAAAAACAUUUGAAUUUUUUUUAUCUUGUAGAAACGAUACAUAUUCCUAUUUUUUUGAAAGUGCAAAUGAAAUGGUCUAAUGUUUUAGUUUCGGCACUAACCUAAGCAAGAUCACAUUUUAAAAUAGAGCGUACACUGGUUCAAUUGUUCAAAGACAUAGGCACACAAAUUCCACUAGGCGAUGAACCGCAGUUUUAAAAUAGGAACUCACCCGUAUUUACAGGCAGUGUACUUGGCACCGAGCGCCUGGAAGUAUGCACCGAAAAGUCACCCACACGAACUGCGAUCAGGUGUCUUAACGGUAUGCACCGAAUAUUUCACAACUUACGUACCACACCUCACCCACACACACUCAAGAUCGCACCGAAAUAUCUCCGAAAAGUAUGCAGCGGAUAAAACACACACACAAUCCACUCAGUUGGGAUCCACACGUUGUUAAAGUAUGGCAAUUUUAAACCAAGUUUGUAUUGAUUGGAAACAUUAAAUAAUAAAGAUAUAGGGAAAUAUGCGAUUUAUGCUUCGGAGGACUUCUAACCAAAUGAAAUGGAAAAAAGGGACUUGUAUGUUGUGCUGUGUUUGUGUUGUGUUUGUAAUAACCCAUAGCGAAAACAAAUGGCAAUGAAGGAAACUUACUUUAGAAACAGAAAGCGUUUGAUGUAGAAUAUUAGAGGCAAAUUUUGUGUAUUACAAAUGGUUCACCUGUCCCGAUGUAGAUAAUGCAACUUGAUCCACACCAGUUUCACUGAACUACUGUCCAGGCCUAAGCUACAAAACACUAUACUCUUAACGAACACACAAACACACACUUUCGAUCUGUUGAACUUUCAAUGCGAUGCAAUGAACUCAAACAAAAACAAAAACAAAAACAAAAUGAAGACACACGGUAAAAGAUACAUGUAUUUAUAUGUAGGUAUGUGAGUUAUUAAUAGAAUACAGGUGGAAAGGAAAUUGAAUGCUAAGACAAACCUUUUAAGUCGGCAAAAACAAUUAAAUGCAAAAAUGGCGAAAGCAGAGAGAUGAGAAUAAAAUAAACUGUUAUGUUCAAUUGA
Molecule: messenger RNA, 4536 nt
Organism: Drosophila ficusphila
Lineage: Eukaryota; Metazoa; Arthropoda; Insecta; Diptera; Drosophilidae
Gene: Mob2
Product: MOB kinase activator-like 2
Exons: 5
Coding region: 486-2780 (764 amino acids)
Biological process (GO): positive regulation of protein phosphorylation; signal transduction
Cellular component (GO): cytoplasm; nucleus
Molecular function (GO): protein kinase activator activity
Source: RefSeq, a predicted model, not a curated record